Molecule: messenger RNA, 1404 nt
Organism: Nerophis lumbriciformis (worm pipefish)
Lineage: Eukaryota; Metazoa; Chordata; Actinopteri; Syngnathiformes; Syngnathidae
Source: RefSeq, a predicted model, not a curated record
AGCACCACGGACAGCGGCGGCAGGAUGAACGGGCUCGGCCUCGGUACUCAGAACACCAUCCCCAUGAAGGACCACGACGCCAUCAAGCUCUUCAUCGGCCAGAUCCCCCGCAACCUGGAGGAGAAAGACCUCAAACCGCUCUUUGAGGAAUUCGGCAAGAUUUACGAACUCACGGUACUGAAAGACAGGUUUACCGGGAUGCAUAAAGGAUGUGCCUUUCUUACAUACUGUGCCAGAGAGUCAGCACUGAAAGCCCAGAGCGCCCUCCAUGAACAGAAGACUCUGCCAGGGAUGAAUCGGCCCAUCCAAGUGAAGCCAGCAGACAGCGAAGGACGGGGAGAAGACAGGAAGCUGUUUGUGGGGAUGCUCGGCAAGCAGCAGAGCGAGGAUGAUGUCCGGCGGCUCUUCGAGACCUUCGGCCAGAUCGAGGAGUGCACCGUCCUGCGGGGUCCUGAUGGGGCCAGUAAGGGCUGUGCCUUUGUCAAAUUCUCCAGCCACGCAGAAGCACAGGCUGCCAUCAACAGCUUGCACGGUGGACAGACCAUGCCUGGAGCCUCGUCCAGCUUGGUGGUCAAAUUUGCAGACACCGACAAGGAGCGGACCCUGCGUCGAAUGCACCAGAUGGCGGGUCAGCUCGGCAUCUUCAGUCCCAUGACCAUCCAGUUUGGGGCCUAUGGUGCCUACUCUCACGCUAUGAUGCAACAGCAAGCAGCCCUGAUGGCAGCAACACAAGGGUCCUACCUGAACCCCAUGGCAGCCAUCGCUGCCGCGCAAAUGCAGCAAAUGGCAGCAUUCAAUGUCAACGGCCUGGUAGCGACACCGAUGACACCAUCCUCAGGCACCAGCACACCCCCAGGCAUCACUGCAACCGCCGUCCCCAGCAUAGCCACCCCCAUUGGUGUCAACGGAUUUAGUGCCUUUGCGCCGCAAACCAAUGGGCAACCGACAUCUGAGCCCAUUUACACCAACGGCAUUCACCCCUACCCAGCACAGAGUCCGACGGUGACCGACCCUCUUCAGCAAGCUUACGCUGGCGUCCAACAUUACGCAGCAGCCUACCCCGCCGCCUAUGCACCAAUCAGCCAAGCAUUCCCACAACAACCGACCAUCAUUCCCCAGCAACAGCGGGAAGGGCCAGAGGGAUGCAACCUAUUUAUUUAUCACCUGCCCCAGGAAUUCGGUGAUGCAGAGCUCAUGCAAAUGUUUCUCCCUUUUGGCAACGUCAUCUCAGCAAAAGUAUUUGUGGACAGAGCAACCAAUCAGAGCAAAUGUUUCGGCUUUGUGAGUUUUGAUAACCCGUCUAGCGCCCAAGCUGCCAUCCAGGCCAUGAACGGCUUUCAAAUAGGCAUGAAGAGGCUGAAGGUGCAGUUAAAGCGGCCAAAAGAUGCCAACCGACCUUACUGA